This is a messenger RNA of Meloidogyne enterolobii, 2418 nucleotides long. The record is from the annotation of a GenBank genome assembly. NCBI's taxonomy places the organism in Eukaryota, Metazoa, Nematoda, Chromadorea, Rhabditida, Meloidogynidae.
AUGUAUUUUGUUUUGAUAGCAGUUUUGGCUGGUUCUCGUUUAUUUCUCUUUGUAAUAGCCAGUUAUGAAUUACUUUGGCAAAACAAACCAAUUCCUUUAGUUGAAUUGUUUUAUCCUUUAACACAUUUAAUUACUUUGGCUUUUCUUUUUUAUUUCACCGAACAAUUUCUUCGCCUUUCUUUAGCCCCUCCAGGGCCAAUAUUUUGUGUUUGGCUAUUUUUUGUUUUGACUGGCUUACCUGAACUUUUUAAUUUAAUUAAUUAUUGUUUUGGAAAUGAAUUUUAUUUUUUGUCUACUUGUAUAGCCAAACUUGUGUGGUGGCCUUUGUGUUUUUUUCAAUUUAUUCUUAAUUGUUUUUCGACUAUUCCAACUGGACAGUCAAACCAAUCACCAGAAGAAAAAGUUUCCUUUCUCAACAACCAAUUAUUUAUUUGGUUUGACCCUCUAGUUAAAAUCGGUCAUAAAAGACCUAUAGUUGAAAAGGAUGUUUUCCGUUUGCUUCCGGAAAUGGGUGCUAAAAGACUUUUUCGAAGGUGGUGCAAAGAGAGGGAAAAACAACAAAUUGGAAAAAGUGGUGACUUUAAUUAUUCAACUUCCCAACUCAACGGCCCAUCAAAACAAAGCAAAGAAAAUAUUCAAAAUUACAAUGAACGAACCCCUUUAUUGCCAACCUUCAAAGAAAAACAACAAAAAUUAAAAAACAAAAAACCUUCCUCAAUAAUUAAUUGUUUAUGGAAUUUAUUUAGAUGGGAAAUUAUUGGGGCGAUGAUUGCUAAAUUAUUUAGCGAUUUAUUACAAAUUACAACACCUUUACUUUUAGGUUUUAACAUGAUGAACAGUAUUGGUUGUAAAGUUCAAUCUGUUUUGACCUCUGCUGUUUAUGCAAAGGUAAAUUUAAUGGCAAUAGAUGUUGAUCGUUUUUACCAAGUAAUUCCUUUAUUACAACAAAUUUGGUCCAGUCCUCUUCAAGUUGUUCUCUCUCUCUUUGUUCUUUAUCAAGUUAUGGGUUGGUCUGUUAUUGGAGGUGUUCUAUUUAUGAUUGCUUUAAUUCCUUGUAAUUUGUGUGUUGUUAGACGUACAAAAAUAUGGCAGAUGGAUCAGAUGACUCUCAAAGAUUCAAGACUUCGAAUGCUUAAUGAAGUUCUUACUGGCAUUCGAGCCGUUAAACUUUAUGCUUGGGAAGUGCCAAUGAAACAAGUAAUCGACCAAAUACGUGAACACGAGGUUAAAUUGAUUCGAAAAGCUGCCUUGCUUCGUACUUGUUCUGAUGUUCUUAAUUUGACUUCUCCUUACUUUGUAUCAAUAAUAACCUUUGCUCUCUAUAUUUUCUCUGAUCCAGUCCACAAUAUUUUAACCCCAGAAGUUGCUUUUGUAUCUUUAACUUUAUUUUCUCAAUUACGCAUUCCAAUGAUGGUUUUGGCCGAAUUAAUUGGACAAUUAGUACAAACGGCUGUUUCAAAUCGAAGACUAAAACAUUUUUUGGUAGCUGGUGAAAUUGAUCCUGAAGCUGUUGAAAGGGAUUUGGAUCCACAAUAUGAAAGAGCAAUAGAUGUUGAAUUUGCCUCUUUUGAUUGGAAAACAAAAACAAAAAAAUUAGUAAAAACACAUUCUCACCUCCCUCCCGGUCACCAACAUUUAAUACGUGGAUCAACAACAAAUAUUUGUAUUCCCUACUCUUUAAAUAACCUCGAACUUCAUUUACGUCGAGGUUUGUUGGUUGCUGUUGUUGGAAGAGUUGGGGCUGGGAAAACUUCCCUUUUACAUGCUUUACUGGGAGAAAUGAAUAAAGUUUACGGAUUUGUGGGCCUUCGUGGGCGUGCGGCUUAUGUGCCGCAACAGCCGUGGGUACUAAAUAGAACAGUUCGUGAGAAUAUUCUCUUCUCUAAUCUGGAUGACGGUGAAAAACCAAACGAAGAAUUAUAUGCCCGUGUAGUUGAUGCUUGUGCUCUUAAAUCUGAUUUUGCUGUUUUACCUGAAGGUGACCAAACAGAAAUUGGUGAACGUGGAAUUAAUCUUUCGGGUGGACAAAAAGCUAGGGUAAAUUUGGCUAGAGCUUUAUACCAUCAAGCAGAUAUUUAUUUACUUGAUGACGUUCUCUCAGCUGUUGAUGCUAUUGUAGGAAGACAUUUAUUCGACUUAGCAAUAGGUCCUGAAAGUUUAACUAAAGGAAGUACAAGAGUACUAGUUACACAUUCUUUGGCUUAUUUGGCUGAAACUGAUUGGAUUGUUGUGAUGGAAGAUGGUCAAAUACUUGGACAGGGCACAUAUGAGGAAUUAUUAAAUGAGCCUAAAACAGCACAAUUAAUUGCACAUUUGGAAGAGAAAGAAAAGGAAAAUGAAAAAGAAGAUGAAAAAGAAGGCAAAAAAUAUUUUUUUCAAGAAUAUUUUAAAAUUUUUAGAAGAACAAACAGAAAAUAA